Messenger RNA from Acaulospora morrowiae, 124 nucleotides. Lineage: Eukaryota; Fungi; Glomeromycota; Glomeromycetes; Diversisporales; Acaulosporaceae. The record is from the annotation of a GenBank genome assembly.
AAUCUUGAGAAGUGGCGAUAAGGAACCUCGAGCUUGUGCAAGUGAUGGCAAGCCAAAACAUUACCGCCGAGAAUACUUACAUCCGUUUACUCUAAUCCUAGCCCCAACACCACACCAAUCUUAG